AUGUCCGAUUACAAGCCAACCGAGCACGACGGUCUCCGCAAGGAUGGCCAGCCCGACCAGCGUGUAGGCACCGGCCAAUUCGCCCAAGGCAAAGUCGACCCCGUUGAAGCCGGCAAGCAGGGAGGCAGCACCACGGAUGCCGACACCUCCAGCUCUGGCGGUUCGUCCGGUGGAAGCGGCGGCGGUAAUGGCCAGUUCGCCGGUGGCAAGGUCGACCCGGUCGAGGCGGGCAAGAAGGGUGGAAAGAGCUCCAACUAG
Molecule: messenger RNA, 258 nt
Organism: Recurvomyces mirabilis
Lineage: Eukaryota; Fungi; Ascomycota; Dothideomycetes; Mycosphaerellales; Teratosphaeriaceae
Exons: 2
Coding region: 1-258 (85 amino acids)
Source: RefSeq, a predicted model, not a curated record